AUUCCAGGAUCACCAUCUAGGUAAUUCAUCUCGGUAUGCUAUCCUAGGCCUUUCUUUGACCUACCUCAUUUACUAUAAACCUCUGCGCUUAUUUCGUCCGGCUGGCUGGUCUUCCGGCAGGCCUUCGAUUCCUCCUCAUUAUUAACUCGGUCGAAGCAACCCAAGGUCGACCGACGGCCAUCAGAAUCAACCUUUGAAACACACCCCGCAUCCGACCGCCUCAGCCUCAGCCUCAGCCUGAGACAACCUGCGGCCUCGAGUCAGCCCAUUCUCUUUCCUACAGCCCUCGAGGACGGCGCAUCGCCCGGCGUCAUGAGCGUACCUGGGCACCAGGGUAGGCCGGAGGGCGAGAUGUUUCUCAAUCGUCCCUCCGAUCGAGACUCGCCCACCAUCGUUGAGCCGCUGCGCAUCAAUAAGAGAACCGCGAGUGCAUCGUCCAGCGUAUCCUCGGCUGCUGGCAAGCAGAGUCCUGCGCCUCAGCAACCCUCGCAGUCCACGACAGUCUACCCUAUGCCAUCGUUACCCUACCCUGACGAACGAUCUCGACAGCAGGCUCAGUCCUCACGUACUAAUGGCAACCCCGCAUCGAAUCCAUAUCCUUACCCUGAUGUGAGAAGAGUGACAUCGCCAGAGCAAACUGGCUCACGAAAGCCUGGUCAGAGAAGAACGUCAGGAGGUGGACAGACAUUAGCUGAGCGUCGGGGGACGAUGCCCAAGCCUUUGCCCGAGUCACCGGGUCCAGAUGCGCCAGACAAGGAGGGCUUGUUCCAGCGUCCACCACAACGUGGAGAUGGUCCUGCUACUGCGCCGCUGCCUGGCUCCCAGAAUCAGAGCGGCCAACAAUACUGGCCUCCUCCGUCUACAUCCUCGGCAGCUGAUGCGUUGAGCAGGCUGAAAAUCAGAGACCCAGAGUCUAUCAAUCGCAUCAGCUCGACUGCCUCAACCUCGACAACGAGAGCUCAACGCGGAUCCCCUCCGCCGCCGGAAACGCCUAUCGUUGGGCCUGCUGCACGUCCACAGACCGACAUCGAGGCUCGAUAUGCGGCGUCUGGCAUCGCUGGCGCGGCUACUCUGAAUAGUCUACAAGCACAGAGUUUGGCUGCACAGCAGAGAGCAGCUCAAUAUGGUGCGCCUGCUCAACAACAAAGUAGUGACCAACCUAGACGCCCGUGGACACCGACAGAAGCCCCUGGUAGCAGUCCGCAUCCGCCGCCUACAGUGUAUCAAGGCAUGGGAAUUGUGCAGUCAUCUCCACCAACCGCCGCAGCUGCUCCAGUGGUUCAACCCACAGUCUCCUCUCCGAACCGCGCACCGCAUCCUGUAGAAAAUGAGAUAUCAAGGCUCCAGCCUCAUGAGGAACCACCACCAGCUUAUUCUCAAGUUUCCGGGCCGAAUGGCCGCCGACCGGCUGAGAAGCAACGACAAAGUGUGGUCGGAGCAGGAGUACCAGCCACGGGUACCCCAGCUCCUGUGCCGGUCGCCCAGACGAAUACUGCACCAGGUGCACAAGUCCCGAAUCAGCAGGAUCAUCCAGCCUUUGCCAAUGACCCAAGACAAAACAAUCACAGUCCUGCUUCCAUGGCCGCCGUUAAUGGUCAAGCCCAACAGACCCAGCAGCCAACGCAGCAAAUGCCGGCGCAAAUCCCCCCAGCAUCUCCUCCACCACUUCCAGAAGGUUGGAUCGCGCAUCUCGACCCAAAUUCUGGACAGUAUUACUAUAUACACUUGCCCACACAGGCCACUCAGUGGGAGUUUCCGAAAGGGCCGACCCCACUGAACCUACAUGAGACUCCUCUAUCGCCCGUAGGUAGUGUGUACCAAAAUCCUCUCGCUUCCCCGGGCCUUUCUUUCAGUCAGAAACCACUUGCGUCACCUGGUCUACCGGUGACACCAGGCUACGAUCAGCAAAGCGUCAUGAGUUUGUCGAAUCCGGCAUCAUUCACGGGUCCACCUCCGACCAGCGGCAUCGACAUAUACAAAGUCGUGGCCACAAAUGGUGUCUACUUUGGUCCGUAUCUGCGAUAUACCAACAUGGACAUAGGGGGGGGGAUAUGGUACGGCUCGAUAUUACUUGUGACUGACGCUCCCCAACCACCUACGAUCCACAUCCACCAAAGUCUUGACCUGUCUCCGAAUCCACGACAGCUCAAAGCCGCCAAUAUCUCGCAGCACCAACGAUGGACAUUCUACAAGUAUGAGAUUGAUCUCCAGAUGGACGAAUCCGGACCGGCAAAGUGGACGUAUGCAAUCACUUCCCACCUUGGUUGUACACGUUAUGAGUUCUUGGUCGCUGGCAAACACGAGACAAAUUGGCGUUUCAUCGCAACGUCGGGCAACGACUUUACUCUUAAUGUCAGCGCCAACGAGCGUGCGCGGCUAGGUGGUGUCGGCUUCAUGUGGAAGGAUAUCAUGCAGAAGCAUGCCGAGUGCGGUGGUUUUCACUGCCAGCUGGGGCUCGGGAGUCAGAUUUACGCUGACCGAAUGUGGAAGGAGAUUGCGUCGCUGAAACAAUGGUUGGCGACGAGUGGCAAGGAGAACAGGAAGAAUGCAGUGUGGACAGCUGCACAUGAGGAGGAUGUGACACAUGCAUAUUUUCAUUAUUACACCAGUCACUUCGACCAACCUUACCUGCGAGAAGCUUUUGCCCAGAUCCCGCAUGUUCUCACACUUGAUGAUCAUGAUAUAUUUGACGGAUUCGGAUCUUAUCCUGAAUAUAUGCAAUUCAGCAAUAUGUUCAAGAACAUUGGACGAAUAGGUAUUGAAAUGUACCUGCUGUUCCAGCACCACACGACUCUCGAGCUCUUGCGCAAUGUAUCAGACGAUCGCGAUUUGUUCACCAUCACCGGCACUGGCUGGCAUUUUGUGAAAUUCCUGGGACCUGCUGUCGCCGUGGUGGGUCCAGAUACCAGAAGCGAACGCAACCCUCAUCAAGUCAUGGCUGGACCAACGUACCAAGGACUGUUUCCCAAAAUUGCGCUACUCCCACAGACGAUACAGCAUUGUAUGCUCAUGAUCCCGGUGCCGUUGAUUUAUCCUCGAUUAGAUGCGGCCGAGCAAAUCGCCCACACCAUGGCCACGGGGAAGAAGGCCGUAACUGGAGCAUACAAUGUCCUUGGCAAAGUCACCAGUUCCGUCGCGGGUGUAGUUGGGGCCAAAGGCGCGGUCGGUUCGGGAUUUGAUUCGGUCAAGCGUGCUGUUGGCAAAUCUGGACUCAUGGGUGGCAUCUUGAACCCUUUUGGAGAUAUCGACGUACUUGAUGAACUCAAGGACCAGUGGACGCACGAGUCAAAGGAUCUUGAGCGGACCUACCUCAUUCGUACUCUCCAAGGUAUAUCCCAUCAGCGUUCCAUCCGUAUGACAUUUAUCUCGGGCGCCGUCAACACGUGUGGAGCUGGAUUGGUACACGAUCCGUCACAUCCGUCCGACCACAAGACCAUGUACCAACUGAUCUCGUCGUCGGUCGUCAACACGCCGCCGCCCGGCUAUGUCAUGAAACUACUGAACAACAACAAACCACUCUACAUUCCUCCGAACGGCCAACGGUCGACUCCUUCGCAACCCACAGACACGAAGGAGGACAUGAUGGAGAUCUUUACGCACGACGUGACGGGUCAGGGUGUGAACAACCGCAAGCUCAUGGCUCGCAGGAACUACGUUGCCAUCGUCGUCUACGAUCCGGAAAUCGUCAAUGGCACCUUUGGCAGUACGGGAAUGCAUCGGGGUGGUGGCAGGUUGAGUCUUGCCACGGACUUUCUCGUCCAAGGAGAGGGAGCAUAUGGAAACGUGGUCAAGUAUGGACCGGUUGUGGUACCUAGUCUUGAGUUUGGAAGAUAGAGACUGGACGAGACGUGUCAAGGAGGGUUCGAAACUUGAUGGCGGGAGUUUUGCAUAGCGGAUGGUGCUGCUUUUGGGUUGUUUAAUGAUAUAAAGUAUAGCAUUCAUUUAAAUUUUCGGAUGAAGAU
This is a messenger RNA of Exophiala oligosperma, 3962 nucleotides long. RefSeq lists its product as uncharacterized. Lineage: Eukaryota; Fungi; Ascomycota; Eurotiomycetes; Chaetothyriales; Herpotrichiellaceae. The transcript has 3 exons. The coding region runs from base 313 to 3834 and encodes 1173 amino acids. Gene Ontology annotation, molecular function: protein binding. The record is from RefSeq and is a predicted model, not a curated record. Gene Ontology annotation, cellular component: membrane.